Messenger RNA from Rotaria sp. Silwood2, 453 nucleotides. The record is from the annotation of a GenBank genome assembly. NCBI's taxonomy places the organism in Eukaryota, Metazoa, Rotifera, Eurotatoria, Philodinida, Philodinidae.
AUGGCUUUUAUUAAAAUACUAUUCUUUAUAAAUUUUAUUUUUAUAUCAACAACAAUUCAAAACCAACUAACAAAAAAUGUUACCUAUGAUAUAGCUGAAAAUUGGUGUUGUAAAAUUGAACCUGAAAUUGAAACAAUAUCACAAACUCGACAAACAACAUUUUAUGUAGUCCAACAUAGACGUCAUAAAUGUGGAUAUGCUGCAUGUGGUUUUAUGAAUUUAAGUCGUUGUACAGCAUGGUGUUCAGAAACUUGGUUAGAAGCUAAACAUAGUAUUGAAACUUAUUUAGUUAACAAAACUCUUCCGUGUCCAAAUGAUCAACUUGCUUGUUGUUCUAAUCAUCUUUAUAUUAUGGGUCACUGUAUGUCAUAUGAUGAAAUUCAUGAUAAUCUAAAGUUAUUAAUGCAAUUAAAUGAAUUAAAUAUUGUUAUAUCCGGUCCUACUCAAGGUUAA